AUAAUUUGUGCAGUUGGAGACAAUCCUACAAAGAUGUCUUUGAUUGGACAUUUUCAAAAACUAGUGACCCAACACCUAAUGGGCCUAGAAAGGACCAUUCAAUUAGUGGUUCAGGGUUCUAUCUGCUUGCCUCCAGCCAGGCAAGGACAAACAAUGAUUCAGCCAUCUUGGUUAGUCCUCCAAUGCCUGCCACGGUGACUGAUUAUUGCUGUUUAAGUUUCUGGUACUACAUGAAUGGAGCGGACGUCGGUGAACUGCGGGUUGAGUCUUAUGAGCAGGACAAUGUUGUUGAUGUAGAUUUCGAUCGCACGGGAAGUCUUCCGAACCAUUGGAUUCAAGCAUUGGCUCAAGUCAGGACAUUUACCACUUUCACUCUGGCCAUUAAAGCCAUUGUUACUGGCGGCCACAUGGGAGAUAUUUCUAUAGAUGAUAUAGAAUACACCCGGGGUCCGUGUGCUGCUCCCAAUGAGUGCACGUUUGAAGACAAUGACUUUUGCCAGUGGACUCAAGAUUCAAGUGACACGAUAUACUGGAUUAUGGCAAGCAAUACAACGGUGGCUGGUUCAUCUCCCGACACUGACCAUACGCUUGGUACCCCCGAUGGACAUUUUGCCAAUCUGCAAACCUCACCCACCGGAACUGCAACUUUGGGACGCAGCUUGCAGCGGUCUAACGGCUCUCGCACCACAAUAUGCUUUCAGCUGUGGUACAACAUGAUGAGCGCCCCACCAGCUGAGCUGGUCGUUUAUGUAAAAUAUCAAGACAAACUACCCCAAAACCUGCUCAAGAUUCAAGGAACAUCUGAAAAUAUUUGGAGAAAAGCUAGCAUCAAUAUUAACCUCCCACCAGGGUUUUAUGAGCUAAAAAUAAAGGCUACAGUUCACGGAGGUCAGGGACAUGUCACCUUAGAUGAUUUGCUUCUAGAAGAGGGAAGCUGUCCAGCUCCUGGAACAUGUAAUUUCAAUGAAGAUCUUUGCAGUUUUGUAGCUGUACCUAACAACUACCAUUUUGAGUGGGUUCUCCAUUCUGACAACCCUAUUAACACAUUUCCUGACAGUUUUCUAAUAGCCCAAUCAACAAACAGCACACAACUGGGAGAAAUUUCUGUCCUACUCAGUGAGGUCAUUGUGUUUGAUCCAAAUGCGACAAAUGUGAAUUGCUUGCAAUACGCUGCACAGCUUAGAUCACCGGGAACCGGUCUUGGAUCAAAAUCAUUAAAUAUUUAUUCAAGAAAUGUGUUUACAAAUGUCAAAACUCUGAUGAGUGUUGUCGACACCUUUGUUAAGAACCAAUGGUCCACCUUCCUGGUUGAAUUUCAGGUGGAAGCAGAUUUUGAUUUUAUGUUUGAGGUUAUUCAUGAUGGACAUUUGGAUUCAAACCUUGCCAUUGAUGAUGUUCACUUGCAAAAUUAUCCCUGUGGAUAUUCAACUGUCUUAUCAACACAAGCUCCACAGUCCACGUCACAAAUUUAUCCACCAUCUCCACUAGGAUGUAGCUUUGAGAUUGAUCUUUGCCAAUGGAAAGCAUUGUUAACUUCAGCAAAUGAGGGUUGGCAGAUUGGUCGGCACCUUCUCAUUGCUCCAAUGUCAGAUCACACAUACGACAGCGUCAAUGGAGGCUUUGCUGCAGACAGUAGAAACUCUUCAGGCAACGUCAAGACGGCCUAUCUGUUCAGUCCAAGUAUAUUCCUGGGAGGUAAGCUCUGCUUGAAGUUCUGGUUCUUCAUGUAUGGCUCCGAUGUGGGUAACCUCAGUGUUGUGGUUAACUCUGAAACUGUCUACUGGUUAAGACGAGGAUCCCAGGGACCUGAAUGGAAAUUUGCAAUGGUUCAUAUAGGUGAUGUUAGCGGGUCUGGUGUGAUCUCAUUCGAGAGUUCCAGCUCGCAAGGUGGCGCUGCCAUCGAUGACAUAUCAACCAACCAGGGUGAGUGUCCACCAUCUGAUUUCUGUGACUUUGAGAAUGGCAUUUGUGGGUAUUACAAUGACCCCCUUGGAUACUUUCCAUGGACCAGAGGUACAGCCCUGUCAUUUAAUAAUAACGCUGGCGCAAUCAGAGGAGAUCACACUACAGGCUCAUCUGAGGGUCAUUUCUUGUUUUUUAACACCACUGAUCGGCAACAGGGAGAUGCAGCACAUGUGACAACCACGAACUUCAUGACGUCAUCAGCUGCUUGUUUAACUUUCUGGUAUUUGAUGGGAGGUGUGGCUGCAAACAGAUUUAAUGUGUAUUUAAAAGACAUGGUAACAAACACGCAAAAUUCUGAGUCAAGCUUUUCCAAAACAGGUUCUCAAGGGAAUGUCUGGCAGCUUGGUACUGUGACCAUUGGUCAAGCUGGUACGUUCAGAGCCGUAUAUGAAGCUGUGACCAGCGGCGCAGGUCCUCUCGGUCAGAUGGCCCUUGAUGAUAUUCGGCUUGUGGAAGGGAAGUGCCCAGAGUUUGGCACGUGUGACUUUGAGGAUGAGCUCUGCUCAUGGUACAACACAGAGGAUGGGGAUGGACUUGACUGGAUAAGAAGGCUGGGAACAGAUCACACCACUAACACCAUGCACGGUGUCUACAUGGCUGUGACUGGCGCCUCUGCUGGAGACAAUGCCUACCUGAUCUCACCAAACCUGAACAAAGUCACAACUUACUGUCUUUCUCUGUGGACGAAACUUGGUGCCGGGAAUCACCUGAUCAACCUAAACACAAGAAAUGUCGAUGGUACGGACCUUCAAGCUCACAAAUCCGAUUCCAUAGACUUGAGAUCAACAAUACAAACUGGCAAAUGGGAGCUGUUCCAGAGAACGCUCAAGUACUUUUCAUCCAGUGUUGGAGAAUAUCAGCUGGUCCUGGAAGCAGUGAAAGGGUCAAGCAAUGGGGAUAUCUACUUAGAUGACGUAUCACUGCAAGUAGGCAACUGCUCGCUGCUGCCGCCACCACUGCAGAGAUACAAAUCUUACUACUGCAACAGUUCACAGACUUGGAUUGGUGCAAGCCAAGUAUGCGACUUUAACACAGACUGCCCGGGAAACAAUGAAGAAGUCAGCUGUGGUUAUGACUGUGACUUUGAAGACAGAGCCUGCCUCUGGAAAAAUGUGGAUGUGACUGACUGGAUCCAAGUCAUCGGCACAUCUGCUGCUGGCGUCAUGCAGGUUAACGAUCACACUCUUGGUAUCACAAGUGGGCAUUUCCUGACAAUCAACAAAAUGCCAUCUGCUUCUGCUGCAUACGAAAGCCCCCUGCUUCAGCAGAGUUCCCCCACUUGUGUACUUUCUUUCAGCUGUUACAUGGACUCAACAGUUAAGGGCAUUAUGCUCACUGUCAGCAUACAGGAGGGAACUCACACCUCAAUUGUUUUCACCAAACACAAUGGCAUUGGUAGUUGGGAAAAUGUGAUGAUUCUCAUAGGCCGCAUGAGUAGGCCGUUCAAAGUGACGCUACAAGCUGUGAUGCAAGAAGAUGUUGAGGGGAGAAUAUUCAUAGAUGACAUUACAUUCACCAACUGUGCUCUGCCAAGGAACACUGACUGCAAUCCUUUUGACAGAACUCAGAUUGUCUGCAACAAUACUGCAUGCAUUGACAGGUCAGGUUUGUGUAACUUUCAAGACGACUGCGGAGAUAAUUCUGAUGAAAGCCCCCAGUACUGCCGGGGCUUCAGGAGGUGCGACUUUGAAUCGGAUACUUGUUAUUGGGGUCAAGAGACAGGAACUGAUGACUUCGAUUGGUACGUAGAUUCAGCUGCACAUUUUUUUUCUGUACUCACCGACCAUUCCACAAACGCACCAUCUGGUCAUUUCCUUACGACUAUGUCACACGCAGGGCAUGCCAAAAACAAAGCACGUUUGCUCAGCCCAAUAUUCAGACCUUCCUCCAAAUGUUCAUUUUCUUUCAGUUACUUUAUUGAUGAUCUGGCAUUGGGUAGCCUUCAAAUUCAUGUCCGGUACGCUGUUAAUGGACCCUUGCGUCAGUUAUUUAUAAGAACUGGCCCUGGAUUCAGCUAUUGGUCAACAAAAACUUUAUCCAUUAAUGAAAUCAAACCUUUCCAAGUUGUUAUUGAGGUAACCAAAGGAACGGAUCCUAAUGGGGUUUUAGCCAUUGAUGAUACAUUAUUUUCCCCAGAGUGUGAAGAUUUUAAUGGGACAUUCCCUGUGUAUACUUACAUCAUCCCGACCAAACCUCCAACAACGUGCCCUGAUGGCAGGACUCAGUGCCCAGGUGAUGUCACCUGUAUUUCACAGUUACAGAUUUGUGACUUUAUCAACCAGUGCAGCGAUGGAUCAGAUGAGGUAGACUGUGCCUCAUGUGACUUUGAAACCAGCACCUGCGGCUGGAUGGACAACAGCGGGGGCUCCUUCACAUGGGCCCAAGUAAGCACAACUUCCCUGCUGAGUCUGAAAGGUCCAAAUAAAGAUCACACACAGGUUGGCGCUUUGUCACAGCAUUACAUGCUUCUCACUCACUCGGUCUACAGUCAGCAACUCACAUCCCUGCUGACCUCUGUUGCCAUGGGAACAGCCAGCACACAGUGUGCCUUAAGUUUCUGGGUCUACGCCAGUGAUGUUGGUGCCAGCACGGCCUUAGCAUUACAGCUGCAGUCCUUCGAUGCCAACCACACUCUUGAGUCAGAUAAAUCCCUAAUAUACACGUCACAGUUUAGGGAUCUAACUCCUGUGGGAAUUUGGACUCAGAUAAAUGCCACAGUUGGCUACCAACCUCACGGAUUUAAACUCUUGUUUGAAGCACAAUUUUUAGCCCCUCACACUGUGCUGGCCAUCGACGAUGUGACAUUCAGCAGCCAUUGUGCCGUGGGAACACCAAAACAAGUCUGUUCCAGUGGUGAAUAUCAGUGCACAGCUAGCAAAGUUUGUGUUGACAGCCAUGCACUGUGUGAUGUCCAUGCAGACUGCGGUGAUGGUAGUGAUGAAGCCGAUUGUGGCAGUUUUCACAUUUGCGACUUUGAGUUGGGUCUGUGUGACAUGAGACCUGACAAUACAGCCGAUAUUAAAUGGUUAGUGAGCUCCCCUCAAGAUCUGGCAGUCACAGAAGAGGCUCCUACAAGGGACCACUCGCUGUUCAAGAAAUCCGGACACAUCUUGUACUUGGCUGACCCAGCUUUAAAAAACAUAUCUGAUAAUGCUAAAGCCAGACUGCGGACCUCGGUUGUUUUCCCAAACACUUAUGGGGACAUUUGCAGUUUGAGAUUUUUUUACUAUCAGAACAGCCAUCAUGCUGGUUCACUUAAUGUCUAUGUCCAAUACCAAGAGGACGGAGAACUCCACAUCAAGUGGUCUAGCCAAGGAGCUACAGAUAACCAAUGGAAAAAGGCGGAUGUACAAUUAAAUGAAAACCAGAUGUACAGAAUAUUGAUAGAAGGAAUUGUGGGGCCAUUAAAUAGGAAAGGUUUCUACAGCGGUGUGUCAGUGGAUGAUGUAUCGUUAACACCUGGUUGCAAAUUGGCUGUUUCUUCUUCAUUCAUGCUGCCUGAUGCACGCCCUACACCUGAUCCUGGUCACUGCCCUGUUGGAUAUUUCCCUUGUGACAGUGCAUGCCACUCCAACAGUGAAAUAUGUGACCUGACUCCCCAGUGUCAUGAUGGGACCGAUGAAAGAGACUGCCCGAACAUGUGUGAUUUUGAACAAGGUGCCUGUGGAUGGACUGAUCCAAACAAAAAAAUUACCUCAACGACUUUUUCAGUUGCUGGCGUUGGUCCCAGACAGUUUCCCAUGGACCACAACCCUGGCAACAUCAAAGGGCAUGCACUGAGUGCCAACAUUACUUCUGACAACACUGUCACCUCAGUGAAGUCCCCAUUAUUUUUUAAAGCAGCAGAUGGCUGCACUUUUAGCUUUUGGUUUUGGGAGCAAGGUUCAAUCUCAGACCUGUCUCUGAAAUAUUUCUCAGGGGGUACUCUCCUUGCCACACUUUGGAAUAAACCUCAACUGGACUAUCCACAAUCCGCAUGGCAUUACAUCGCUGUGCCUUUGCCACGUUGUGCUUCUAGAUUUCAGCUUAGCCUUGACUCCGAAUCCAAAGUGUAUUCUAAAACAGGCACAAUCUCCUUAGACGACUUCAAGUUUGAAAACUGUUCCCUCCCACCUCCUAUAGAUCAUUGCACGGCUGGUCAGUUUCUGUGUGAAGACAAGCAGAAGUGUAUAGCCAGUGACCUGAAAUGUGACCUGAACAGAGAUUGUUGCGAUGGAUCCGAUGAAGACCCCUUCCUCUGCUACUCAUUCCGAGAGUUCACAUUCGAGUGGGGCAUGGACGGCUGGCAGCAGGCUACAGACGAUGACGGCAACUGGAAACUGGUUCAACCCUCUGUUUUCCUUUCAUACACAGAAUACAUGCCUGACCAUUCAGUUCCAGACGGUGGACAUUAUGUGAUCAGUUCACAACCAUACAGUGGGUACAAAUCUCGACUGAUUCACGCUAUGAACCAACCAGGACAGGACUGUCAAGUUAGACUGUGGUAUUCAUCUUUGGGAAACCACUCAGGGUUGUUGAAUGUCUACAUUAGGGAACCACUGGCCACUCCUCUUAAACUGCUUAAGAAUGUUACACUUGGACCCAAGGCCUGGCAACGUUUGGAUGUGUCCGUUCAAACUACCAGUGGGUACCAGCUGGUUUUGGAAGCAGUGCAAGGAGUCUACUACAAUGGUGGUGUUGUAGUUGAUGAUGUGACGUUCUCGCCUGGCUGUAACAUGGGGUCGCCCACACCUCCUCCUAGUUUUUUUACUUCACCCUCAAACAGCUCUACGGACAAUGGUAAGAUGUAAUCUUGUUUUCAGUAAAUUAAAUAUUUUCAUUAAAAAAAAAUAACAUUUGUGCGGCUUCUUUUAAAAAGUGUUUAAUGAGACUUUGAAAAGUGGUACAAUGUUGCUGUUGAAGGUGAGAAUGUAUCUGCUAUUUUUUGGUUGUCACUUUGUAAAUCCUAGAUGGUAUACAAUUUCCUAAAGAUCUUAAUAUAGAUGUGUAUCUGUAAGAAACUAGGGACACCUGACAGUAACCAUCUUGGGGGAGGUAUUAUGAGAUAAAAAUAAUAAUUGUUUCCCUUUUAAUCUUGUAAAAUGUUAAUUUCUUCUUUAAAUCAUCUCGUUAACGCUUUUUUUUUUUAAUCAGAAGAAAAUGGGGGUGUUGGUAUUUUGCAUCACCACAUACCUACCACCCAUCACCAUAACCUUACCACACAUCACCACAUACCUACCACCCAUCACCAUAAACCUACGACCGACAAUGAUAAGCCUACCAGCCAUCCCUAUAAACUUACCACCAUACACUUACCACCCAUCACCAUAAACUUACCACAAUACACCUACCACCCAUCCCCAUAACCUUACCACCAUGCAUCUACCACACAUCACCAUAAACCUAUCACUCAUUACCAUAAACCUACCACCCAUCACCAUAUACCUACCACCCAUCACCAUAAACCUACCACCCAUCACCAUAAACCUACCACCCAUCACCAUAAACCUAUCACUCAUUACCAUAAACCUACCACCAUCACCAUAAACCUACCACCCAUCACCAUAAACCUAUCACUCAUUACCAUAAACCUACCACCCAUCACCAUAAACCUACCACCCAUCACCAUACACCUACCGCCCAUCCCUAUAACCUUACCACCAUGCACCUACCACACAUCACCAUAAACCUACCACCCAUCACCAUACACCUACCGCCCAUCCCUAUAACCUUACCACCAUGCACCUACCACACAUCACCAUAAACCUACCACCCAUCACCAUAUACCUACCACUGCUUUACCAGAUCCCAACUAAUCAUCAUUUAAUGUAUCUUUUUCUUUUUUAAUUGAUGCUUAAAAUUUAAUCACUGGAUCCAAUUUAACCACUGGAUCAACAGUUAAUGGAAUUUAACUUCAACAGAUACAAACCCAAUUAUUACACUUUCAGGAAAUUCAACACAACCUGGGUCCCCCAGCAGUACUCUAUUUUCCAGUACAACGUCAGGACGAAUGUCACCUAGUGGCCAUUUUGAUUUUCUGAGUACCGGAAUAAUCUCAACAAACAGCAUAAAAUCUACUUCAGCCACUGAUAACCAAACAGAGCUGAAUAAAUCCAAAGAUGACAGCUCUGGUAUGUGAUUGAAAUGGAAUUAUUGUCAAUAGAUCUUCAUAUAAACAAUUCACCAUGUUCUCCACUUGGUGACACCUAAGAUUUUUUUUUAAAUUUGGAAGUUGUUGAAACUAUUAAGUUUUGUCCCUUAAGUGAAAAUAUAUGCAUGAUAUAAUAAUGCACUGGGUUAAAAAUUUAGCUGUUUAAGAUUAAAAGAAAAAUGUUAAAUUGGUUUUGAGUUAUGAUUUUUCUUUUUUCUUCUUUUGUUCUGAUCUUCCUCUUUAAAUCAACCCACCCUAUAUCUGAACGUUUGUUAUGAUUUUAAGCUGUAUUAUAAAGUUUAUCCCCAGCUCAGAAUAAGUAAACAGUCUAUACCCAGACCAGCAUAAGUACACUGCAAAGCUCAGUUUAUGACAUUGAUAAAAUGAUGCAAAUACAUAUUCAAGGCCUCAGUAUAUUUCCCAAAUUUAAACAAAUAAAAAUUCAAUGUAAUAAAAAUAGAAAACUCAAAACUUUUUAGGUUUCUUGUAAAACAUUUUAUGUAUAUCUGAUAUCUUUUUAGGUUCUUGGAAACUUCCUGUGGGGAUUGUGGCUGGCCUUUUGUUUGCAAUCAUCAUUGCUGCCAGCCUUGUGUUAUAUAUAAGACAUACAAGAACAAUGUGAGUGGGUCACCAUGACAUCCAUAUAAAACGGAUGGCUCUGUUAACAUAUAUAUUUUUUAUCCAUCAUUUUUUUUUUUUUUUAAAUGCAGUUUCAAAGAAAGAAGAUUUCAAAAUACUUAGGCUACUUUAUUCAGUUUAAAUUUUAAUCAUUUGCAUAUUUCUAUAUGGAAGAGAAAAAAACAUCUGCCGAGUCACUAAACGUGCAUUUCUAAAGGUUUAAUCAAUUCUCUAUGGGUUUCAUUUAAAAAAAAAAAAAUUAAUUAUGGCUAGAAAACUAAAUUAUUUUAUAUCUCAAUUAAUUAUUAGACUCAUUUUUAAAAAAAUUAUGAAUGAGUAGAAUAUUCACAUUCUCUAAAGUCUGAACUAUGGUAUUUGGAACAAAGCUUAUACACCAUUUAUAAUAUUGGGUCUGCAAGAGUUAAGUUGUAUUGUUAAACAUAAACCCACAUAAAGGGUUCCACUCCUUGUACACUUAGCUGUUUGAUUUCAACCACCAUAUAAAUGCUUCUAUACUGCUUUUUUUUUUUUUUUUUUUUUUUUUUUUUUUUUUUUUUCAAUUUUUUUUUUUUUUUUUGGGGUUUUAAAAAUUUUUGUUUUUUUUUUUUUUUUUUUUUUUUUUUUUUUUUUUCCCCCUUCUUUUUUUUUUUUUUUUUUUUUUUUUUUUUUUUUUUUUUUUUUUUUUUUUUUAAUUUGGCAAUUUUAAUUUAUGUUUUAGGGGUUUUAAAAAAAUGAAGGACAAUGAAACAGAACAUGCCAGUGGUCUCAAUCCAGCUUUUGAGCUGGUCCCAGCUGCUAGUGGAAGGGGAGUAAGUAUUGCUUUUGUGGGAAAGAUAAUAAUAAAAAAAAAUAUUUUUACACACACUCAAUUUAACCAUUUAAAUAGAUAAGUAAAGUAAGGGAAAUUUGUGAAAUAUUGUCAUAACGUAGUCGCAAUAAAUAUAGGUAAUGCAUUCCAUGAUUCCUGGUUUUGUUCAUAACAAUGAAAACAAUGUUCAAGCUAAAUUUGUAAUAAAAAUCAAUGGAAAAGACAAAGAAAAAAAUAAAUUUGUAUUAAAAGAACAAUAAAGUACGGUAUAUGUUAAGUAGGCCUACAUACUGAAAAUCACCACACACAUCCCCUCCCCCCCACACACACACAAAUGCACUCCUUUGUUGGGGUUGGUUAGUUAUGGCGAAUGUAGAUAAUUUUGGGUAUGGCGCUGUGGAUAACUUUAUACGUAAGCAAUAAUACUUGUAUUUAAAUUCAUUUUUUAAAGAAACAAAGUUAUUGAUUGGCUUACACAAACCCAUAAAAAAGAAUGUUAUUAGCCUAUAGAUAGUAUAACAAUAGUAUAUUGUCUAGGACAGCCUAUAGAUAGUAUACACAUGUGGUGAAUAAUACAUUGUCUAGGAUAGCUUAUAUAUUAUUAUAGUUUACACAUAUGUGGCAAAUUUAAAUAGUACAUUGUCUAGGAUAGCCUGUAGAUAGUAUACACAUAUGUGGCAACUAGUACAUUGUCAAAGAUAGCUUAUAAAUGUGUACACAUUUGGCAAAUAGUAAAUUGUCUAGGAGUACAUCCCCUUAGUAAGGCAACAGAAAACAAUUUUAAGAGUCUAGAACUCUGUUGCUGUCUCCUAGCCCCCACAAAGCUGAUGUUUAGUGUGAAGUCAAAUAAUCACGAGAUGGUUAAAAUUUCAGAUUUAUUAUUUAUCAAUAUUCUGUUUGGAACACAGUCUACAAAAUGCCUAACAAAGUAAUUGCUGGCAUUCACAGUAGAAACACAUCUGUUCAUAUAGAAUCUCCUAUAAUAAAUACUAAGAUUCAUUCGUAGCCAAAAUACCACGUUUCUCUCUAGCAACUUUACUAAGUGUCUCUCUCACUCACAAAAAAAUGCACAUAUCCUUUAUACCCAGGUUUUUAAUCAUCACUCAGACACCAUCAUAUGUGGCCGAAUUAAUUAAAUUCAUGCUUAAAGGAAAAUAUAAGGUUAAAAAAAAUACACUCCUUCACUCACGUAAUAUCCCAAACAUCAGGACACGACACAGCAGAACUACAUCACAUAAUCUGACUGUGACACUAUGAGUGAACAUAUUUUAACAUAUUGAAGUAGCAGUGCCUUGUUUCGCAACCUCCCCUAUCAGUCUGUUUUACUCCGUAUUGUUUUACUCCGUAUCGAAACGUUUGCAUUAAAACUUGUAUUUCCCUUAUCAGUAUGUAAAGCUGAACCCAUAUUGUUUUAUUUAGACAAGUGGUUUGUGCCUUAGUAAUCUACUUGAAAGCUUUGUCGCUGUCCAACACUCUCAUGAUUACUUUGUAUCCUAUUGGCUGUCCAACACUCUCAUGAUUACUUUGUAUCCUAUUGGCUGUCCAACUCUCUCAUGAUUACUUUGUAUCCUAUUGGCUGUCCAACACUCUCAUGAUUACUUUGUAUCGUAUUGAUACAGCAUGGAGAAGCUAAUGAAUCAAAUGACUUCAAAAGCUUACAGUCUGUUGUAACAGACUUGACUGUUGUAAG
Messenger RNA from Lymnaea stagnalis (great pond snail), 11211 nucleotides. NCBI's taxonomy places the organism in Eukaryota, Metazoa, Mollusca, Gastropoda, Lymnaeidae. The record is from the annotation of a GenBank genome assembly.